CAUUCUCUGCUGAAUCGUACGUACUUUGAAACACAAUCACAACCUCCUUCAUUUGACGUCGACAUACAGGGCGUUCACGAAUUUAUCCAACGGCAACGACAGGCUAACCGAUCCGUCGUGCUUGUAACGAGCGGAGGGACCACCGUACCGCUAGAGCUCAAUGUGUAAGAACGAUCAACCACCCACAGCCGUACAGGGUUACUGACUUCAUGUUCAGUAAAUGUGCAGCGUCCGCUUCCUCGAUAACUUCAGCGC
Molecule: messenger RNA, 255 nt
Organism: Suillus fuscotomentosus
Lineage: Eukaryota; Fungi; Basidiomycota; Agaricomycetes; Boletales; Suillaceae
Exons: 2
Source: RefSeq, a predicted model, not a curated record